Messenger RNA from Nannizzia gypsea CBS 118893, 1056 nucleotides. RefSeq names its product adenylyl-sulfate kinase. Gene Ontology annotation, molecular function: ATP binding; adenylylsulfate kinase activity. The coding region runs from base 1 to 1056 and encodes 351 amino acids. Gene Ontology annotation, biological process: sulfate assimilation. The record is from RefSeq and is a predicted model, not a curated record. Lineage: Eukaryota; Fungi; Ascomycota; Eurotiomycetes; Onygenales; Arthrodermataceae. The transcript is spliced from 2 exons.
AUGGCCGUAAACCUUCAUUUUCACGAGUCUGACUUCACUCGAGAGACUCGAGCUGCCUACAUUGGCCAGAGAGGCUUCACUCUCUGGUUCACCGGUAUUUCGGGAUCCGGAAAGUCCACUAUCGCCGUCGCCGUCGAGAAAGAGCUCAUUGCCAAACGCAAGCUUACUGCUUUCCGACUUGAUGGAGAUAACAUCCGUACUGGUCUCAACAAGGGUCUUGGGUUUACUGCAGCAGACCGAACUGAAAACAUUCGACGAAUCGGCGAGGUCGCCAAGCUCUUCGCCGACUGUGGAAUUGUUACCCUGACUUCCUUCAUCUCACCAUAUGCCGCCGACAGACUUGCCGCCCGUAAGCUGCACGAACUGUCAGAGGAAGAGAAGGAAAGAGGAGAAACUCCCUUGCCAUUCAUUGAAGUUCACGUUGAUAUUCCUUUUGAAGUCUCUUUAGAAAGAGAUAAGAAGGGGUUUGUAACAAUGGGACACCAAGGAUUGAUCAAGAACUUCACUGGUGUGGGCAAGUCGACUGGCUCAUCAUAUGAGGCCCCCGAAAAACCUGAGAUAUACAUCAACAACAACCGAGAAAUGACCAUUGACAAUGCAGUCAAGCAGAUCAUGGACUACCUUGAAGAGAAAGGUCUACUCGACAGUCCACCAGAUGUUGCCACUGCUGAGGCUGAAUCCGCGAAACGCGUGAAAGAAGGCCAGGAUAUCAAAGAGAAACGACUUUUGCAAACCCUAGAGAAGAGUGAAGCCGCCUUCAAAGCUGCGGAAGCUUCUGGUAAUGAGGAGGAAAUUAGUGCCGCCAAGGCUGCGGCAGUCAAGGCUGCUGGUGCUCUCAAGUCCUUUUUCGCCAACAAGCACAGAGCGGUCAUGGAGGCUGCCGAAGCCGUCCAGGAGACCGCUAAAGCUGCUCAGGAAGCCGCAGCUGCAAAAACCGCAGAAGCCGAAGAAGCCAGCAAACUCGCACAAGCUACACAAGAUGAGGCUGCUAAGUUGGCUGAACUUGUCGCUACCUAUGAUGCUGCAACUAGAGCUCAUGGCGCCACCGCUAACUAA